GCUCAUUGUGUUUUGCCGUUGGAGCAGAGACCGCCGAGCUGUGAAAGGACAGGGAGAGGGACCAAGCCAGACUAGGGUGUAAUUUUUUAUAUUUUUUCCUUCAAAGUUUAGCGUUACUAAGCCAACACAAUGGCCGAUAAAAUGGAUAUGUCUUUAGACGAUAUUAUCAAGCAGAACAGGCAGCAGAGAGGCGGAGGCCGCGGCGGAAGAGGCCGAGGCCGCGGAGGUGCAGGCGGCGGCCGAGGCGGCAGCGCCGGGCGUCUCGGAGGCGGCGGCGGCGGCGGAGGAUUUGGAGGCCGAGGGGGUGCAUCCGGCCCCAUGAGGAACCGACAGAACCUGAGUCGCGCCAGGGGCAGACCAACGCCAUACAACAGGCCUAAACAGCUUCCCGAUAAGUGGCAGCACGACAUGUAUGACAACGGCUUCAGCGGCUUCAAUGGCGCUGCUGGGGGUGGCGGAGGAGCCGGCGUGGAAACCGGAGGGAAGCUCCUCGUCUCCAAUCUCGACUUUGGAGUCUCGGACGCAGACAUUCAGGAACUGUUUGCUGAAUUUGGGACCCUGAAAAAAGCUGCUGUUCACUACGACCGAUCAGGGAGAAGCUUAGGAACCGCAGAUGUCCACUUUGAAAGGAGGGCAGAUGCUCACAAAGCAAUGAAACAGUACAAUGGCAUCCCACUUGAUGGGCGGCCCAUGAACAUACAGCUCGUCACAUCACAGAUCGACACACAGAGACGACCUAUGCAGGGUUUGAGCAGAGCUAUUUUCCCCCGCGGCUCUAUCGGGCAAUCCCGCACUCCUACUGAGAGUACUGAGAGCUAUGGUUGAUUAACUAGGAUACGUCAGACACUUCAGUGAGCGAUGCCGGGUCAUUCAGGGAGUGUUCAGUGGCCUCGGUGGGGCCCGGCCCUUCAACAACAAACAGAGAAAAGUUGUCCUGACUCGCUGCCAAAAAUACAGAAUAAAUCAGUCAGGCUUUUCAGGAGGAUCUACAUUCCUCUUGGGAAUUUCUGCAGGUGAUAUACAGGGUGACAACAUUGCCUUUGUCCUGAGAAACAAAGAGGGCCAACCCAAAGUAUGACCUAUAAAAACUUGCUAGUUGCACAUUGAGUAUAAAGAGGGACAGCAAGUUGUUGUUUUUUUUUUGUUUUAGUUUUUUUAAAUGUACCGUGUGUCUUUGAAAUGCUCAGAAAUUUGCACAAACUUGACAUCAAGCCUUCAAGCGAGCUCAAUGCCGCCCCCCUGCUGUUAAAAACUAAAACUGCAGCAUGAUUUCCCUUUUUAAAAAACAAAGCAUGCCUGAAACUGUUCGUUACAUAUGUGAAACGGGUGAUGGCGUUAUGUAAUAAUCUGGAACUUUAACUUCCUCUUUUAGUUUUAUAUGCAAUAAAAAAAACGUCUUGUAUGCAUCUGUGCACAGACUGAGUGUCUUACUCACGCUUCCUGCAUGCAGAACGACACCAUGGCCUCAAAGUCUGUAAUGGCUGUUUUGUCACUCUCCUUUUCCGUGCCCCGUUUCGCCUGUAGACAAGUUUGCAGAAUGUUCACACACCUUGAAAUGCCACGAGUUUAAUCAUCACCAGGAGCUCCUCAUGUUGCAUUUUUUUUUUUUCGAACCUGUCUGCGUCCGACUUCCUUGCGGAUGAGAAAGUUGAGCUGUUCCUUAUCUUUCGGUGAGUAGUAGGUGCGACAGGAGGAGGGCAGCCCGUCUCGUCCAGCUCGCCCGGACUCUUGGUAAUAACUGGCCAGGGACUUUGCCAGGUUCCAGUGAGCGACGAACCUGCAGAAGAACACAAACAUUCACUCAUGCAGACUGCAGAACUUUUUUUUUUUUUUUUCUGUUCGCCAAUGAAGCAGCAGCAGCAGCAUGAUAAACAGAAGCGUCCUUUCUGACCUGACAUUGGCCUUGUCUACUCCCAUACCAAAGCUGAUGGUGGCUACAAUAACCGGCACUUUCCCCUGCAUCCACUCAUUCUGAGCUUCUGUGCGAUCUGCCGUCUUCAGACCUACAAAAAAAAAAAAAACAA
This is a messenger RNA of Labrus mixtus (cuckoo wrasse), 2024 nucleotides long. RefSeq names its product Aly/REF export factor (gene alyref). The transcript is spliced from 5 exons. Gene Ontology annotation, biological process: mRNA export from nucleus. Gene Ontology annotation, cellular component: nucleus. Lineage: Eukaryota; Metazoa; Chordata; Actinopteri; Labriformes; Labridae. Gene Ontology annotation, molecular function: mRNA binding. Bases 130 to 825 code for a protein of 231 amino acids. The record is from RefSeq and is a predicted model, not a curated record.